This is a messenger RNA of Dovyalis caffra, 231 nucleotides long. NCBI's taxonomy places the organism in Eukaryota, Viridiplantae, Streptophyta, Magnoliopsida, Malpighiales, Salicaceae. The record is from the annotation of a GenBank genome assembly.
AUGGCAAGAAUUGUAAUAUGGCUUGAAUUGGAAGGUUUACCUGAAGAAAUUCUAUGGUAUGACAGGCAUGAACCGGGACGGGAUUUGGGCCCGACGAUGUCCCCAAACAUGAGUCUAGAUAAAGCGAAAAGCCAAAAGGAUAAGGACAAAGGCUCUCAUCAGCACGAGGCCGACCUGAGAAAAUCUUUGCAUGCCUCCGCUACCUCGAGUGAAAGGCAGAAGAGAGCUUGA